AUGAACAUCCAAACUUCGAAUGAACCCACUAUAACGAAAAACAUUCAGAAAUACUUCCUUGAUGUUCGUAAUGAGAAUAAUUGUCAUGACUUCAUUAAAAACUUAAAAUUGAAUUAUAAAAGCGCUAUUAAUUUAUGCGAACAAUUCAUAUUAAGUUGUGUCUGGAAACAACCAGCUAAGCCUCCUCCAAAAAAUCCAUUAUUAAUUACAAACUGCCCAGAAUUAAAUUACGCCAAAAUCAAAAUCAGGAAAUUAAUAGAGAGAUACAAAUGCGAAGUUUCAGAUCAUAUUGACAGAAGAAAGGCAGAAAUAUUAUGCCUCUAUGACUAUUGUAAGAAAGCUAUUGAUAAUUUAGAAAUUUCGCAACAUAAAAUGAUUAAUAUUACUCUCAUCCCUCCGAGAUUAGAUGCAAAUCUAUUAGUAUCUUUCGAGUUAGUCAACAAAAUUAACAUUUUAAAUUACUUUAUUAAUGACAAAUCCACAUUACAAGAUUUCACUCCAUACGCUAUCCCAAAGCAACAGAUAAAUGAAAUGCUUAAUACUUUAUGGGGUCUUAGGGAUAAAAAGACUAAUUGGUUUCCAAGAUCUGCAAUUACUGAAAGACUUGAGCUUGCAUUUGCUACGCAAAAACUUUCUUUCGAUACAACAUCUAAAAUUACUUUUAUCAAAUCCAUUUUUGAUAAUGCGAAACAACUAGAAUAUACACUUGGAUAUAAUACCGACAAUUUUUUUGAGAUUUAUUUAACAUUAUACAGAUAUGCAUUUGAUAGAUAUCAACAUUUGUUUCGACCAAGCGGAUAUAUUGUUAAACAAUUCAGAAGCAAUCACAUUGAUAAUUUUCAGGCCUUAUGUAGUGAAUCAGCUAAAGUUUAUAAUCAAGCACAAGAAUACCUUUUUAAUUCAAUGUUUGAAUGCAAUCCUAUCGAUAUCUUUUAUGGAAUUAGUUUAAUUAGCGAAUCAAUUGUUAAGAUAUGCAAAAUUGAGGCUAAAAAUCAAAAUAAAGACAUUCCUACAUUCAUAUCAUUUGAUAAAACCAUUGUAAUUUGGCAUAAAUUAAUUAUUGACACAGAUUUUACUUAUUGUUCGUUUAUCAACGAAUAUUUAGAAGAUUACGCAUCAGAUAAGUCGUUAUCUGAUUAUACACGAUGCUCGUUUGAAGCAUUUAAAGUUUGCGUUGAUGAUUUACUCAAAAGUUCGACGCUUGCAUAG
Molecule: messenger RNA, 1209 nt
Organism: Trichomonas vaginalis G3
Lineage: Eukaryota; Parabasalia; Trichomonadida; Trichomonadidae
Exons: 1
Coding region: 1-1209 (402 amino acids)
Source: RefSeq, a predicted model, not a curated record